AUGUGCGAAAUUCUUCAUCCGAAGCACGACCGGCGCGCGACGGACGCGUCGUUCGCGGCGCGCGGCGUCGUCGACGCCGCGUCGCUUCGACUCCCGACGCACGACACCCCGCCGUCGUUCGUGUUGGGGUGCGUCCCCGCGGCGGCCACGGGGACGACGACGACGACGACGACGACGACGACGACGAACGAUGAAGCCGCGACGAUCAAAAUCGACGUCGAGGCGCGCGAGGUGCUCGCGCGGCAGGGCGGCGCCGUCGUCACCGACGGCGCGCGACGGCGCGUCGGACGCGACGAGGACCGCGCGGGGUUCAAAAAGAUCGUCCGCGCGGUGAAGCUCGCGCACCGACGGAAGCCGUUCGUCUCUCCGGCGCCGUGGAGCGCGUCCGCGGCGGCGGCGGCCGGGGAAAACGGAUCAUCCACCGUUCGACCCGGGAUACGCGUCGCGCACGUCACGCAGACGCUCCGUGCGUUCGAACCGUCGCCGCCCGGAGACGACGACGACGACGUAUUCGACGACGAGCACUCGCUCGUCCAGGUGAACAAGGGAUCCGGGGAGUGGUUGGACGUGCGGAGCGUCCGCGCGAAGAGAGCGCCGACGCUCGCCGCGGCGUUCGAGUCGAUCCAACGCGACGGCGCGGCGCUCAGAGCGUCCUGGCCCGCGAGCGACGGUAACGGUACCUCGGGAAGCGUUACAGCUGCUGAUGCGAGCGCGAACGUCAUGAUCGACGACGUCUCGGACGCGUUCCGACACGCGGGCGCGACGCUCGUGAAUAUGGGGCCCGGCGAGCGAGAGCGGCAUUUUCUGCUGCAUCGACGCGCGGGGUGGCGGACGCGGUCGCGGAUGUUACGAGUAGAAACGGACAUCGAGACCGCGCUCGCCGGCGGGUUCAGCACCGGCGGCGCGAAGGAUAAGGAGAAGGAGAAGGAGAAGGAGAAGGAGAAGGAGAAGAAGAAGGAGAAGGAGAAGGAGGGCGCGACCCCCUCAGCCGCCGCGGAAUGUGGAACGUCAACCGACGCGGCGGCGGGGACGCCCGAGCGCGUCGCGACGCGGUCGCGGCGGGCGAGCGCGAGGUCCCCGGCGGUCCCCGCGGCGCGAGAAGAAGAUGGAACGUCAACCGUCGCCGCCGGCGAACUGGCACCUCCUCCACGGUGUCGACCCGUCGCUGCCGGUGCUGCACCACGCCGGCGCGAUGUCGAUCGUGCCGCUCGGAACGACCCCGCACGGGUUGGGCGCCGUGAUUUCGCUCGCGAUCGACAACGCGAAGACGAACCCGAAGGCGUGGAUGGUUUGGUACACAGUGCCGGGACGCGGCGCCGGAAAUUUGAAGCGGUAUCUCCGGGACACGAUCGACGCCUCGCAGAGGGGCAGCGGGUGCGGGACGUCGCGCAGCGCGCUUCUGUGGGCGGACCCGUCCGCGAUCACGGCGUGGAAUUCGCGGCGGGAUGUGACGGUAACGGACGAUAGAGUGCCGUUAUUCCGGCACGUGCAGGCGCCCGGUGAGUUCAUGGCGUUCGAGCCGGGGGCGGUGCGGUGGGGGGUGAGCCUCGGGGUGUGUUGGACCGCGACGGCGCCGUACGUCGGGGGGGAGGGCGGAGGGGACGGCCAGUCGCCGCUGAAGAUCGCGCCGAAGAACGCGGCGGGAGACGACGACGACGGAGACGAGGGCGUCGUCGUUAAAGAUGAGGAGGAGGAGGAGAAAGGGGGGAAAGAGAAAAAAAGAAGAAGGUGUUGAUUUAGACGGAGCAGAGCUUCGAGAUCCAUCAGAUGCGAUGGGGAGAAGACCCGAGGGGUCGCGUAGAGAGUCGCGAUUGUUACCCAGUAACGAGCGAG
This is a messenger RNA of Micromonas pusilla CCMP1545, 1833 nucleotides long. RefSeq lists its product as uncharacterized. The coding region runs from base 1 to 1467 and encodes 488 amino acids. The transcript is spliced from 4 exons. The record is from RefSeq and is a predicted model, not a curated record. Lineage: Eukaryota; Viridiplantae; Chlorophyta; Mamiellophyceae; Mamiellales; Mamiellaceae.